Molecule: messenger RNA, 2149 nt
Organism: Venturia canescens
Lineage: Eukaryota; Metazoa; Arthropoda; Insecta; Hymenoptera; Ichneumonidae
Gene: TORIP
Product: Torsin interacting protein
Exons: 3
Coding region: 244-1323 (359 amino acids)
Biological process (GO): membrane organization
Cellular component (GO): membrane
Molecular function (GO): ATPase activator activity
Source: RefSeq, a predicted model, not a curated record
GCCUGCCGCCGAGCUACACGGCUACAUCUCUGAGAACAGAGAACAUAAAUGUAAUGUACAUCUGUGUUCUCUGCAGCUACAUCAUCAAAACGUCGUCGAAUUUUUAUUCGAUAAAUAAAAACUUUUUAGACCUCGUUUUUUUUAACAGUCCAUAUCUUUUUUUUAUCGUUUAUCGUUUGCUAUUCUGUAACGAUAGCGGACUCAAAAUCUCGAAGGCCAUCCUGUCGGAAACCUUUGGCAAGAAUGUCAAAGAACGAAAGCCCUGAAGGAACUUGGCCACUACCAAACUCGCCAAGACUGCGGCAUAAUAAAAGAUCUCAAUCUCCACCAAAGUGCAUCGACGAAAAAGAUGAUUCAUUAACCGAAGACGACGAUAAUGAUUCAAUUGAAACCGAUCAAAUUGUUGCAUCGACAUUGUUGAAUCAGAUCGACGAUUCAGGUUUGCCAAGCCUCAAAAGCCGUACAAAGUACCAAUCGUCAAAAACUGCUGGGAGAAUUCAUAUACCUUCUCUACCUGAUUCAGAGCAGGAAAAAAAAGCGAAAAGUAUUGAGUCUAAAAAACCAUUGGUAAACCAGGCGAGAAAGACUGCUAGCGGAAAAACAAAAACCUCAACAGCCACCAAAUAUUUCAUCAAGAGUUUUGUAUUAUUUUGUAUACUUGGGUUGGGUUGGCUCGGAUAUUCAUUGAUAACACAAAGGUCAACUGUAAUACCAACACAAGAUGAUAGAUUCAAAUUAUUUUUGAAUGAUCUAAAAGCGAUAAAAAAUCAAUUCCCGCAUCAAAAUGAUCGAUCUUGGUUGGAAAUUCACGGAGGUGUAUCGAAUGUGAUGAAUACGUCAGCAAAACCCUGGACAUUCGUAUUAUUUUCGAACGAAACUACGACUACAUCGUGUCUUGCUGAAUUAUUAGGAGCAGCGAUCAGCAAAGCUUUACAAUCGAACAGUAGCUUAGUCUUGAGACCCAAGGAUAUGGGCAACGAAUAUGGGGAUGCCAUCGAUCGCUUGCGUCCUCUUAUCAUCGAAAAGAAGGCAGUUGUUGUUCACGACUUGCUAAACAUUCAUCCAGGUGCAAUACAAGCUUUUCACUCGAUGUGCGAUCGUGAAAAUCCAUUGGUGAAAGGAGCUGUUUAUAUAAUAACAAUCAUAACACACGGAUAUGCCACGUCCCCACAAAAACCGGAAGUAUUCGUAGAAAAUCUUCUAACCACGAGAUUUAUUAAUAAAGUGGAUGUUGACAAGCUUCAACCGCUUAUCACGAGACUCACAGAUGGACCAAUUAUUCCAGUAGAACCAGGAAAUGUCCCAGCUGGAUGCACCAUAUAAAAAACCAAGAAAUUAUGACUAUUACAUUUGGUUGAGAAACGAAAAUUUUCAUUUCUUGUACUCAUAAAACAUUAUUAUUGUUAAUAUUAUCUUAGGGUUAAAAUAGUACUAAAAAGAUUUCUUAUUGAAAUUUUUUUUUCUUCAUAUCGUAGGCAAAAAAAAAAUCUUCUAAACAAUAUUGUCUUUCCAUGAUGGAAUUUUCAUAGUGACUACCUAAAAAAAAUUCUUAUUUAUAAAACGAAUCUUCUUUACAAACAUUUUCAGUACUUUUAUACACUGCGAGAAGUCCAAUAAAAUUGUUUUUAUAAAUAAAAGUAAUGGAAUUCGAAACCUGUCUCAAAUCAAAGAGUGUCGGUACAGAUAGUAAUGAACUUCGGUUAAUUUGCUGCAUGUUUGUUAAAUUAUUUAGUCUAUUGUUGAUUCACUAAUUGAUAUAACCAUAUCGUUUUUUAAUAUAGCAAGACAUUUGACUUGCCGAUUAUAAAAUGUUUUUUGGAAAAUUACUUUUCAGUCAUUACGAUUUUGUCCUCCCAUAAGGAACUCUGAAAAAUAGAAACCUUGACAGAAGUAGGGGUUUCUAACUAUGAUAAAAAUGAACCUUUGAUCUUUGGACAUCAAUAAUAACUGUGGUCCUUUAAACAAAAACAAAUUAUAGGGCUUAGUCUAAGAAAAAAAAACGUGAAAAAACGAAAAAAGAAAAACAAUGAGGCUAAAGAAUGUGAAAGAAAUUUUAAUCGAAUGUUCAAAUCCUGUCCUAAUAGAGGGUAACUUUACAUUUAAUAUGAACGCAGGGAAAACAGUUCAAUAAAUCCACUCAUGUCUCGUC